Molecule: messenger RNA, 618 nt
Organism: Punctularia strigosozonata HHB-11173 SS5
Lineage: Eukaryota; Fungi; Basidiomycota; Agaricomycetes; Corticiales; Punctulariaceae
Exons: 9
Source: RefSeq, a predicted model, not a curated record
CGUCCUGAAUCGAUACCUUCCCAUAGUUGAUCUACUCAUACUUGCAAAUUCAUAUGCUAAUACGGCGAUUCACGAUCGCACGUUCUGCACCGUUUGGUUCCAUGUCGACUCAUGGCUUAUGGUGGUCAGCGUGACGGUCAUAGAUUGUAUCCUACUCCUUCGUACUUGGGCUAUAUGGGAGUGCUCGCGAUUGAUAAUGGCAGGACUGUCGGCGCUUGGCACGCUGUGCAUACUUGCACUAGCUGGAGCCACGCUGUUCGCCGAUCUGACAGUUAUUCCCGACGAGGAAAGCCGGAUCGUCCGGCCCUGCGACACGAUAUUACCGCGAGUCAAUGUACUCUAUUCCAUCUGGAUCAGCAUCCUGGUCUAUGACACGACUGUGAUGACCUUAACCAUGAUCCGUAUUAUUCCGGAGGUGAAAUCGAUGGUAUCGAAGACACCUCUUGCGGUCCGCGUACUGCGGGACGGGGUCCAGUUCUUCCUGGCACUGUCAUUGAUUGCUGUUGGAAACAUCGUGGUCCUCAAUGCUGCUCCUCCUCAGCUGUCAACGAUGUUGUUUACAUUUCACCGGAUAAUGGUGUCCACUCUCGGGUCGCGAAUCAUCCUAAAUCUUCGGGG